Molecule: messenger RNA, 2668 nt
Organism: Drosophila montana
Lineage: Eukaryota; Metazoa; Arthropoda; Insecta; Diptera; Drosophilidae
Product: endoplasmic reticulum metallopeptidase 1-like
Exons: 10
Coding region: 1-2613 (870 amino acids)
Biological process (GO): proteolysis
Molecular function (GO): metalloexopeptidase activity
Source: RefSeq, a predicted model, not a curated record
AUGGCUCCCAAGGAAAAACUUAUUUCGUAUGAGUCUGUCGAAGCAUCUGGAAAUGUGCUUAAGAAGGACGCAUCCCUAAAAGUACCUUGGUACUUUGCAAGUGGGUUUCUGUUGUUCUGGGUUCUCCUAUUUUUCGCCGUCAUGAUACCAUUCUUCUAUCGGUUACCGACGGCUUUAACAAUAGAAGAUGCAGAGGAAAAUGUGUUCAUUGCGGAACGGGCGUACAAAAACCUCUACACUCUGUCUAAUAUUGGUACCAAAUUGACUGGCAGUAAGGAAAAUGAGGUUGAGGCAGUAAACUUUAUUCUAAACGAGUUGACACAAAUAAAGGAAGAUAUGCUAGGGGAAUUUUUUGAGAUGGAAAUUGACUUAUCGAAAGUUUCUGGAGUUCUGGGAUCUGGUAGUACAUUUGACGUAUAUCAAGGCAUUCAAAAUAUAGUUGUUAAGCUAACGCCAAAAAGUACAAAGAGCGACUCCUACCUUCUAGUUAACAGUCACUUUGACUCCAAGCCGUUUACUCCAUCUGCCGGAGAUGCAGGUUUUAUGAUUGUCACAAUGUUGGAAGUCCUGCGUGUCAUUGCAACAACAAAGCAAGCAUUUGAACAUCCAAUCGUCUUUCUAUUUAAUGGAUCUGAAGAAGGCAAUUUGCAAGCUUCACAUGGAUUUAUAACACAGCACAAAUGGGCGCCAUAUUGCAAAGCUGUCGUUAACCUGGACGCUGCUGGUAGUGGAGGUCGGGAAGUUCUAUUCCAAAGUGGUCCCAAUCAUCCUUGGCUUGUAAAAUAUUACAAAGAAUAUAUCAAAUAUCCGUUCGCUACUACGAUGGCUGAGGAAAUCUUCCAAUCAGGCAUUAUUCCAUCGGAUACCGAUUUUCGACAGUUUAAAUCGUAUGGCAACAUCCCAGGUUUGGACAUGGCUCAAUUUAUUAAUGGAUACGUAUACCAUACAAAAUAUGACGUCAUCGAUGUAAUUCCUCGCGAAGCCUUGCAGAACACAGGGGAUAAUAUUCUAGGUUUGGUUCGUGGUUUAGCGAACGCAACUGAAUUGCGAGAUACAGAGGCAUAUAAGAGUGGAAACGCUGUUUUUUUUGAUUUUCUGGGACUCUACUUCGUCCAGUAUUCAGAGGCUACAGGAACAUGUUUGAAUUUCGGCGUUGCUGGAGCUGCCCUGAUUUUCAUUAUUGUUUCAAUGUGGCGUAUGGCAGCUAUUUCCCGCGUUUCCAUAUGCCACGUGGUGCGCUGGUUUAUAUUGGUCAUGAUCAUCCAAAUUAUUUCUUUUGUACUUGGACUGGCUCUUCCUAUAGUGGUGGCAUAUGUAUUUGAUAAUUUGGAACUAUCGCUCACUUACUAUAGUACUCCAAUGUUAGUGAUUGGUCUUUACGUGUGUCCCUCACUAAUUGGCCUCAGUUUGCCAUUAACAAUAUACUAUAAUCUCCAAGGCAACGAUAAAAUAUCAACUGCCUACCAUCUCCAACUAGCAUUGCAUGCUCAGGCCGUGAUACUGGCUCUUUUAACUAUUGGUCUUACAUUAUUUGGAUUGCGUUCUGCAUAUAUAUUCGUUAUUCCACUAAUUUUCUACGUGUUAUCUUUGGCCUUAAAUUUAUUGACCACUCUGCAUGAUCGUGGCUAUGCCUGGACGGGUCUGCUUAAGGCAAGCCAGAUAAUUCCUUUCCUCUACAGCAGCUACCUCUUUUAUAUAUUCGUUGUAGCGCUUACGCCUAUGGGUGGGCGUGCGGGUAGUUCCUCCAAUCGGGACUUAUAUAUUGCUGUCCUGGCAGCAGCAGGAACGGUUCUAUCAUUUGGUUUCUUGAUCCCGCUAAUCAAUGCUUUCCGACGACCCAGUUUUGUGGUGUUCUCUCUGCUUGCAAUCACAGCCGUCGCUAUGUACUUAGCAAGUAGUACACAAAUAGGAUUCCCGUAUCGACCGAAGACCAACGGACAGCGGAUUGCCUAUCUGCAAGUGCGAAAUAUGUUCUACGAGUACGAUGGCACUCUUAGUAAGGACGAGUCGGGCUAUCUGUUUAAUUUUAUGGAUCGGCGUGAAGAAAAGCCACUCUUGGGUACAAAUGUCAAUCUGACUGGAUUGGUUAGCAUGAAAUCAAAGUGUGAGACCCACAUGAUGUGUGGCAUGCCCUUGUAUAGUUAUGGAUAUAUUCAGCAUCGACUUCAAAAUAAAUGGUUGCCACGAUCUGAACCCAUCGAAACCCCAGCAUCGACCGCAUUGCAGAGGUUAAGCAAAACAGCUGUCAACGCCACAACUGUGCGCUUCGAAUUCAAUUUGACAGGCCCCUCGCACAUGAGUUUGUUUAUUGAACCCUAUGAAGAUGUGACGUUAAGUAAAUGGUCAUUCGUGAGCGACGGUCAGGUGCCAUCAGCUUCCCAGCUACCCUAUUCAAUAUUUUUUACAUACGGCAUUGAUAGCUCUCCAAUAAACUUCUUCUUGGAAUUAACGAAACCAAAUGGUAAUUUCAACGUGCCAUUAUUUCAAUUGGGAGUGUCAAGACAUUAUAUUACAAAUGAAGGUGAUGCCCAAAGCGUGAAGUUCGCGUCUUCAUUCCCUUCAUAUGCAAUUCUGGUGCAGUGGCCCGCAUUAUACCAAAGAUACAUUUUCUGAAUUAACAAAAAUAUUCUUAUCAAGGCUGCAAGCCGGUUCGAAUCUGAAGCUCUAA